Molecule: messenger RNA, 1317 nt
Organism: Aspergillus puulaauensis
Lineage: Eukaryota; Fungi; Ascomycota; Eurotiomycetes; Eurotiales; Aspergillaceae
Gene: pgxB
Product: putative extracellular exo-polygalacturonase
Exons: 5
Coding region: 1-1317 (438 amino acids)
Biological process (GO): carbohydrate metabolic process
Molecular function (GO): polygalacturonase activity
Source: RefSeq, a predicted model, not a curated record
AUGAAGCUAUUCCCACUCUUCGCGCUCUGCGCAACCACCGUCAGCGGUCUCGUCUUCGAGUCCCCUUUCCACCAACCCCCAGGCGCAAACGUGUAUUCUGUGAACGAUCAAGCUGGGCUCAGAAGAAUUGGUGCCCAUCAUUCAAAGCACCACGAUAGACGAACGGUGACGAUACGGCCCUCACACAACGAUACCGAUGACAUUUCGGCCGAUUUCCUCUGGGGCAUUCGUCGGGCAAACCACGGCGGAAGACUCCUCCUCAAGAAGGGCGAGAAAUACGUUAUUGGCAAGAAGCUCGACCUGACAUUUUUGGAUAAUAUUGAAGUGCAAUUGGAUGGGGAGCUGAAGUUCACAGACGAUAUACCGUACUGGCAAGAAAACUACUUCUGGUAUGACUUCCAGAAAUCGAUUACGUUUUGGCGAUGGGGAGGGCGCGACGUCAGUAUAUUUGGCAGCGGGACGUUGAAUGGGAACGGUCAGCGCUGGUAUAAUGGGUUUGCUGGGCAGUCGAUUUUGGACCCCGACAAUGAAUACUACCGGCCCAUUCUCUUCGUAGCAGAGAAUAUCACACGUCUGUCUGUUGAAGGGAUCACGCAACUUAACUCGCCUUGCUGGACCAAUUUCUUCGUCAAUAGCAAGGACGUAGCUUUUGACAAUGUUUAUAUCAAUGCGUUCUCCACGAAUGCAACAGCCGAACCCAAAAACACCGACGGAUUCGACUCCCUCAAUGUCAACGGGCUAUCGGUAACAAACACCCGCAUCGACGUCGGCGAUGACUGCUUCUCCCCAAAGCCCAACACAUCCAAUAUCUUCGUCCAGAAUCUGUGGUGCAAUAACACCCACGGCGUAUCCAUGGGUAGCAUCGGGCAGUACCCGGGUGUCCUAGAUAUUAUCGAGCAUGCUUACAUUGAAAACGUUACGCUUCUUAACGGAGAGAAUGGCGCGCGCCUUAAAGCCUGGGCCGGCGAAGGCGUCGGCUACGGCCGUAUCAAUAACAUCACAUACAAAAACAUCCACAUUGAAAAUACAGAUUACCCAAUCCUUCUAGACCAGUGCUACUUCAAUAUACCCUCAGACGAGUGCGCGAGCUACCCAUCCCAUGUCAAUGUGACAAAUAUUGUUUUUGAGAACGUCUCGGGCACGUCGUCUGGCGCUGAGGGAGAUGUGGUUGCAGAGUUGAUUUGUUCGCCGAAUGCGGUUUGUGAGGGUAUUGAGCUAAAAAAUAUAGAUCUCGCAACGCCAGAGGGAGAGGAAGGUACUGUCGUUUGUGAAGGGGUCACCGGAGGCGUUGGAGUUGAGUGUCAAUCCUCCGAAUAG